Messenger RNA from Trypanosoma cruzi, 2064 nucleotides. Its product is annotated as retrotransposon hot spot (RHS) protein, putative. The transcript has a single exon. The record is from RefSeq and is a predicted model, not a curated record. NCBI's taxonomy places the organism in Eukaryota, Euglenozoa, Kinetoplastea, Trypanosomatida, Trypanosomatidae. The coding region runs from base 1 to 2064 and encodes 687 amino acids.
AUGCGCGGACUUCGACGGGAUAUGUACAAUGUUUCUCAAAUGGGUGUGCGCUCUCUCAGACAGUGGAGGGACUUUGAACGGAAGGAUAUGGUCAGUCCUCUUGCAAGGAGAGAACUCGAUGCGGCACUUAGAGGGGUGCUGAAAGAGGAAAAGAUACAGAUGUCGGAGGGAUUUUACGAUUCUUUGUACAAUGCGAGGUGGCAUCACGUGGUGGAAUUUCCUGACGGCGGGGGGAUGGGAAUGGAAGUGAGGGAGGGCAAACCACCGCAGUCAUGGACGUACAGGGCGGUUAGCGGCAUUCUCGAAAAGGAUGACAGCGUGGAGCAAUUCAGCCCACCACGUCUCAGGCUUAUGGUGCUCACCUCGGACAAGGGAUGGCCGUACUCGUGGCCGUUGGGGCCGUCCAUUCGUGACUGCUAUGUGAACUGUGAGGUGGAGCGAGUGUGGCAGAUCGUCAAGGGCGAUCUAACCGAAUGGUUCAGCACUCACCAUGGUGAGAGCGACUUUACGCCUGAGGAGCGUCUCUUGAUUGGGACGCCCGGGAUCGGGAAAUCGAUGAAUGCCGGCUCGUACCUUCUCUACCAGCUGCUGCACUACGAUGCGGAGAAACUCCAAGUGGUUGUCCACUGUUUUGGAGAAACGGCGUACGUGUUUGACAAGAGCAGCAGGACGGUGACAAAAUACGUGGGUAAUAAAACAUCAAGCAGCGUUAUCUCGAGUUUGUGGCAGAGUGGGAUGAAGGGGUACAUUAUUUACGAUGUGGCAAAGAAAGGAACGCCACCACUGAGACAUUUUGCGCCCUCCACCGGAUGGGGCAUGAUUGUGGUGUCAUCCCCAGAGGUAAGCAACUAUGAUGAAUGGGAGAAUCAACUACAAGCCAGUCGAAUCAUCAUGAAUUGCCCCGACGAGAUGGAUGUGAAGGCGAUGUGUGCAUGGAUAACGCGUGAUGGGACUAAAGAGAAACAAGCGGGAUUCUGGAGGAUGGUUGAAGAACGCAUGGAAAAUGUGGGGCCGAUUCCACGUCACAUCUUCGAUGCGAGUGAAUAUGAAAAACGCACGAAGGAUGCUAUGAGGGCUUUGGAAUGGACCAAUCUUGGGGAUCAAGGAAAGUACUUUACACAGGGAGGAGAAGAGAAAAAAUGGUAUUCCGAGGAUCCGUCUCACAAACCUGUGAAGAUUGUUCGCGUAAGAGAACAUGGCCCAUUAGAGGACUUCAGUAAUGCACCUAUAUGUGAGUAUCUUGGGGUUUUAACGUUAUCUCGUUUGACAAAGGUGCUGAGUGCGAAUGAUAUCCUUUUCCUCGUAUUGGGGAUGAAGAAUGCUCUUCAAUCUGAAGCCUUGGAAAGGUAUUUCUUGAGCGUAUUCUUGCGUGUGGAGUUUGUCACUUCCAUGGUGAAGGAUCUCAAGGAGCUGCAGCCACCAUCGCCUUCCAAACCACGGUCCUCGGUGCUGAAGUUAAACCCUCAUGGUUACCCCACCGAGGCAGCUGCAAUAACUGAACUGAGGUUUAUUGAUAGCCCGGAAAAAUUAAGGUAUCGGGUGCUGCACAUACCGACGAUCCCAACCUUUCCGCUGGUGGACGGCUUUUUCUUCUUGAAGUCACCGCGGAGGACACUGGUUGGGCUGCAGAUGACGACGGCGAGUGCGCACCACACCACAACCAGCACUGUGAAUCAGUUCAAUGAGUGCCUGGCGGCAUUUUUUGAUGGUUGGGAGGAAUUUUCUCAGGGUUUGUCGUGGGAUAUUAUUUAUAUACAACACGCAGACAGCACGCCGAUGAAAAAAUGGCAGAGAUGUGAUUACGUCAAUCCCAGGAAUAAAACCGACGCUGAAAAAGAGAUUGUGGCGUUCUGGAACAGAAAGGUACACCAAUACCGGGUUAUUUUAAACGGUAAAUUUCCUGAGGCAAUCAAAUUCUCUUAUGAUGGUCUACCUAAGGGGGAUAAAAAAGGCAAGAAAAUAAAAAAAAAAGUAGUAACAAAGUGCAUUUUGCUUAUAGUGAAAUAUAUUGGGAGGUAUUUUAACGAUUUUUAUAUGUGUGUGCCUACGGGGUCUAGACAGUGA